AUGGUCAAGAUUACUUUUGCCCUGGCGACGGCCUUUGCCAUCGCAGCGCAAGCUGCCAUACAAGCAGGCAGCCCACAAGGAGAUCACCCGGACUACAGUGCACAACAAAAUUAUCAGCCCAAAAAUCUUCCAAUGCCACUGCCAAACAGUACAUAUUCCAAGUCUACCUUGUCGGGAUCAUCAGUAGCUUCUUCCGGCUCCGCUGGCACCUCCCCCGCCUCCUCCGCUACAACACCUAACUCUCCCAUCACCAACUCUUCUCCUGUUGGUACUGGAUCGAGCUCUAUUCCGUCAAGUGCGGCUAGCUCAGGAUUCUCGAUCGCAAGCAACUCUAGCCUACCGGUGGGAUACUCAACCGUCAAGGAAUAUACUACAGAGAUCGUUUAUGUUACAGUCACGACCUGUCCCGUCACCAAGACCCAUGGUAGCGGCGCGUCUGCAUCUGUGGAGGUCACACAAACCACUUCAACAUUGACGAUCACUAGCACCAGCACAAUCUGCACCCAAUGUGUUGCUCCUCCAGGCACCGCUGCGCCUUCAACCAUUUAUCCUUCCGACACUGGCAAGAACGGCCCCAUUGCGCCAUACCCCACUGGUGGCUCAUCAGCGCCCAUUGGCACAGGAACCGCUCCAGGCGGCACAGGCUCGUCUGGCCCAAGCACGAUCACAACAGAUAUCACCUCUGGCGGAGAGGCUGUUACCCUGACCUACACCCUAGGCGCUGGUUCCUCCACAACGGUUGUAACCACAACAAUCAAGAACACCAAGACACAGACCAACACUCACGUAAGCCUCUCCCCGUUUCCCGUCUUCCUCCCUACUUUCAAAGACCCUCAUACUAACACCUUUCAGACUGUCUACGCAACCGCGUCUCCUGGCGCCGGCUCUUCACCCGAGCAAACAACUCCCGAAAACGGUUCCGAGGGCUCAGGCUCUAACUCCUCCCCCGAGAACUCCGCCGGUUCCUCUCCUGAGGAAUCCGCCGAGGAGACCUCAACCAUAAAACACUACAUCACCUCCACCCAAUACGUGACCGCGCGCCCCUCCACCUGCCCGGCCCAAGUCACCGUCACAGUCCCAGGCCCAGAUGUCACCGUCACCGUCACCUCAAUGGGCCAGCCACCAUCGAACGUGCCAGGUGGUCCGGGAUCAUCUUCGCCACCCCCAUUCCCCACAGGUGGACAAAACAGCACGCUCCCCGGCACGUCGAGCUCGGGCUUCAUCACGAUCCCCAGCGCGAGCGCGAGCUUCAACCCAAGCCCCUAUUCGAAUUUGUUUCCUGAGCCGAGCGUGAAGGCGAGGAGAUAG
Bacidia gigantensis is the source of this 1308-nucleotide messenger RNA. RefSeq lists its product as uncharacterized. The record is from RefSeq and is a predicted model, not a curated record. Lineage: Eukaryota; Fungi; Ascomycota; Lecanoromycetes; Lecanorales; Ramalinaceae. The transcript has a single exon. The coding region runs from base 1 to 1308 and encodes 435 amino acids.